Molecule: messenger RNA, 1767 nt
Organism: Chara braunii
Lineage: Eukaryota; Viridiplantae; Streptophyta; Charophyceae; Charales; Characeae
Source: the annotation of a GenBank genome assembly
GGCCAAAUGGGGAACAGCCAGUUCUGUUCGGGCUAUGGUGGGCUCCUCCUCCUCCUCCUCCUCCUCGGACUCCCCGGGCUCCUCGGGCCCCUCGCUCCGAGAAGCUUGUUGUUUUGGGUGUGCCUUGGUUUUCGUCAACACCACUAGAGUCGCCAUCUCCCCUCUGUAACUUUCGAGGCAGGCGUUUCUCAUGUGCCGUUGAUUGAUCUGAUAGCAAUCAAUAGCCACGAUCAAUCCACGGUGUCGCAGCAAUGGCCUCACCCAUGCGGGCUCUGUCAGCCUUGGCCCCAGCCACCGGGUCCACUGCCAUUGCUACUACUACUACUACUGAUGCUGUUGCUGGUGCUGCCAGAGGUGGGUGUGCCUCGUCGUUGCGUUGUUUGGUGAGCAAAUCGACGGUUGUGAUCGCGCACACCACGAAUGUUGGACUUCCUCCUUGCGAUUCGUCCACCACGCCUUUGACAAGAUUGUCACCUUCCACUGAGCUGAUCGCUGCGGCCAUUGCCCUCAGCUCACGGCUCCGCUGCAAUGGUCUCCCUCCCCCGUCUCCUCUCGAGUGCAGAAUCCCCCAUCCGCGUGGUGGCAGUCUGAGCAUUGCCGCACGCUCGUGCUCUGUCGGUGACAUCAAAAAUUCGCUCAUACUUCCGGCGCCAUCCGCUUCAUCCGCCGCGUUGUCAGCGUCAUCAUCCACAUCAGCCUUGUCUUCUGCUUCACCUGCCCCACGCAUGUCUUCGUGGAAUCAUGGUGGUGUCAGGUCUCUUCCAUGGAAUGGAUCAUCGCAACCGUUGACAACAUCGAUGGCUGUGCCCGUCUUUCAAUCCAUGGAUGCGGAGGAGAUUCUUGUUGUCGCUUCCGUCCCGAUCCCAGUGGUCAGAGGUGAAAUGGCGGCGGGCGAAGCAAUGGCUGUUGGAUCUGACGGCGUGGACAGUGCAGCAACUGCUUGCUGCUGUGCCCAUUCUGAUGAACGACCGGGAUUUAAUCAUGCUAUUAGUAGUGCACUUCAAGGAGGAGGGAUUCCCUGGAAGAUCGAAGGCCGGCAGGAGCCGUGUGCACUCCGAGAUGCCCGGCUUUUUCGUGCAGAGGCAUCCGGCAUCUGCAGCAGCCUUGCGACGGCGCUAGAACAUGCACAUGAGCCGCUGCAACCUCAUUGGCGGAGUUUGCCGGGGAUGGCGAUGCAUAUGGAUGAUGAGCCCACUCCAGACUGGAACGACCGCAGUGGUGGUGGUGGUGGUGGUUGUGCCGCAUCUCAGUCCAGGCCGAGAUCUCGGUUGUACGGAUUGUACGGCGCAUGUGGAUGGUCCGGGUUAGUUCGAAGGAAAGAGCGGAAGCAGCAUGCCUGUAGCUGGUCAGCAACUGCUGAAGUGGAGACCAUGAGGAGGUUCACUGAACUCUCGCAACAACCAGCUUUGAGUCCUAGCACGAUCAGGAUCUGGACAAGGAUAAAGACCAGCUGGGAUUCUAUGCGGCCGCAUUUUUGCUCAGCAGUGCUUCCACGGCAAACACGAGUGGAACCAAUGGCGACGUCGAGUAGGCUACAGCUGCUAUGCUUUUCAAUGUGAGGAUUCGGCUUCUAGCAAUAUAUGAUUAGCGACUGGUAUACGAGACUGCUGAGGGACGAAGUGGUUGCAGAGUGGAAGGCGGCUCAGUCCAAUAGGAGUGAAUGCUCGCUGUCAUUACAUGUCCAUUGUCAGAUCGACGGUCCCAUCCCGAUCGUCCCAGAUGGAUUUCGCCGUUGGAUUUUCAGGCGGGAAAUGCCGCUGGUAAAGC